Messenger RNA from Myzus persicae (green peach aphid), 2030 nucleotides. Its product is annotated as facilitated trehalose transporter Tret1-like. Gene Ontology annotation, cellular component: membrane. Gene Ontology annotation, biological process: transmembrane transport. Lineage: Eukaryota; Metazoa; Arthropoda; Insecta; Hemiptera; Aphididae. The record is from RefSeq and is a predicted model, not a curated record. The transcript has 3 exons. Gene Ontology annotation, molecular function: transmembrane transporter activity. The coding region runs from base 626 to 2011 and encodes 461 amino acids.
UAAAGAUGUCUUCCACUUGCGAAGAACAUAAUUUGUAAAUAUAAUAUUAUACAUUUUCAAUAUUCUGAUUACAUAAAAUACCAAGAUGAUUAGACAUUGGUUUGAGACCCUGUUGGCCUGUUGAUCGGACGCGUAACGAGUAAAAAGUAACAGCGGAAACAUAUUAUUAUAUUUUAUAGAUAUUAUAAAUUAUAAUAUAGUAGAUAGUCCUCGGUUGCGUAUCCAGUGCACCCUAUAUAUUAUAUAUAUAUACACACACACACUCGUAAACAUAAUAUAAUAUAAUAUGGUGAUAAUAAUGUGUACAGUCAUCUGACACCGGUUUGAAGCCGUCCAAAUGACGUUGGAUUUCUGGAGAGAAUCGUAGUAGCGCUCGAACUUCAGUGCUCCGUUACUAUCGCUCGAACACGUUACAGCAGCAACUAUUACACAUAUAUCGGCAACGUCGUACAUCUCAAUAACAACACUGAAAUUCACAAUAAUAUUAUUGUUAUUGUGAUUUAUGCGUAUGAACAGUGCCGCAGAGUAAUACCGGCGAGCUGGUGCUAAUAUUAUAAUACUACAUAUGCGAGUGUAACCCCAUAAACCACCCGUUUAAUUACCAUACAGUUUAUUAUUUUUUACGAUGGAAGAAAACGCGCCGGGGCCGAGCACGCAACCAGAACCGCCCGUCGUAGUGAACGUCCAAAAACCGUUGAAUAAUUCUUCAGUGACGCAGGGAUUCAUAGCCGUGAUAUCCUUGUUGCCAUGUGUAAUUUCAGGGGCCAUCUUGGGAUUUACUGGUGUCUCAAUGUGGAAUUUGCCACUGUCAUAUCGAAAUGCGACAUGGUUCGCUAGUCUGGCCUCUCUUGGUGCCGCUGGGGGCUGCUUGAUCUCUCACAGCUUGAUGAACGCGUUCGGACCCCGAGGCUCGGUACUGCUGAGCCACGUGGUUUGCGCCAUCGGUUGGAUGCUGACGUUCAGCAGCUGGACCACCACCAACCUACUCGUGGGACGCGUGCUCACCGGCGUGUUCGUGGGCGUCGUGUCGGUUGCGGCCACCGCGCACAGCUCCGAGUGUUUCCCUGCACGGUCCACCGCCCGGCCGGUCGUCUACACCGCCAUCGGAGUGCUGUGCGUGUACCUGGCCGGGUCACUGCUCAGCUACGCGCAGACAGCCGCCGUGGUCAUGGUGGUCACCAUCGUGUCGUUCGUUCUCGUCCGGACGUUCGUGCCAGAGAGCCCGGCGUGGCUGGAGUCCCGUGGCCGCACUGGUGACGCCGAGUACUCCAGGCUCAAGUUAAGGCUUCAGCGGCAGACGGAUGCCGAGGACGGUGUGGAACCCUCGACCCGCAGCGCUGGAGACCGAUCCACUGCCGCCGAGGCCAUCUACCGGCGAGUCCACCAGCCCGAGAUCUACCGGCCGUUGCUGGCGCUAGCCCUGCACCUGGCCCUACAGCAAAUGUCCGGCCCGAUGGUGUUGGUGUCGUACGCCUCGCAAAUGGUGGGCGACUCUGGCGUGCGCGUGCUCAACGGCCACUUCGUAGCGGCCGUACUGGCGGCGUUCCUUGUGGCCGGCGCCCUAGUGUCCACCGCCAUGGACCACCGGGAAUCAUCGGCCACGCUAGCGGCCGCCGGCGCGCUGACGGCCGGCGUGGUCAUAGCCGUCUACAACCUGAUCCGCCGGAUGUUCCUCAACCGGCUCGGCUCGCAGCUGUUGAGCUUCGUCCCGUUACUGGGCCUGAUCGUGUUUUCCAUGUCCAGCAGCGUCGGUCUGGUGCCUCACUCGCCCGUUCCACGGUACGCGGCGGGCGAGCACGUGGCCCUAGCGUUCGGGUACACCGUCGCCUUCGCGGUCAUCAAGUGCUAUCCGUACGUGCACGCCGCCGUCGGCUGGUGGGUGUUCGCCGUUUUCGCGGUCGCGUCCGCCCUGAACAUCGUUUACGGCGUUUUGAUGUUUUCCGAACCGGAGUCCUCCAAGCAGCAGCGAAACACCGCAGCCAAACGAUCGUCGGUCGGACCGGCGGUUUAACCAUAUGCCGCGAUGAUGA